CUGUUGCGGCAGCAGCGGCGGUGGCAGCAGUGGUGCUGACAUUGGGACAGCGGUGUCAGGACACCGGUGGCAGCAAGAGCUGGGGACUGGCAGAGGGCAAGGCACCAUGGCCCUUGCUCUGCGCCUCUUCCUCCCGCUCCUCCUGGCCGUGGCCCUGCCUGCCAGGGCUGCCCAGGCUGCUCCGCUGCAAGCGCGGGGAGCAGGUUGGGAUGGCGACAUGGCUUAUCUGGAUGCCCCACUGGAUGACAGCUUGAAUCUCUUGGAGAAUGCUGGAGGUCCUCCUCCAUGGAAGAAUGGAGACACAGGAGACAAGAAAUCCCUGGAGGCAGCCAGGCAUCUGGACCAGAUGCUGAGUGAUGUGGAGAGACGCCGUGAUGCAGCCAGCACCUCAACACGUGCUGACAAAAUUUGGAAAAGCAUGAGAAGAGUUUUCUGCUGGGGAACACCUUGUUUGAUUAAGUUGAUGGCCAUUGUGGGUGGUGCAGCACCUUGCCUGAUGAUGUGCUCUGCUGGAAUCUGGUAUUGCUGGAAGAGAAAAUGGUGCUCCUGCCCAUCUUCAGAAGUCGAGCCUAACAACACAGGCAGAGAGAACUUGACCCAUGUUCCCAGCUCUUCACUUCUGUCCCCAUCUGCCCUGCCGCAGCUGCAGCACCCUCUUGAGCCCUUCCCUAAACUCACCCCUCCACAACGAGAUCCUCCACCCCUGAGCCCCCUGGUCCUGUUCCCCAACCAUGACUGAAGGUGGGCAGGCCCUGUCUGCCAGGGCAGGGCUUGGCCCACAUUUUCUGUUCAAAUAAAGAAAUAGAGUUGUCAGAGAUAUGUCU
Molecule: messenger RNA, 824 nt
Organism: Vidua chalybeata
Lineage: Eukaryota; Metazoa; Chordata; Aves; Passeriformes; Viduidae
Exons: 5
Coding region: 107-739 (210 amino acids)
Source: RefSeq, a predicted model, not a curated record